Molecule: messenger RNA, 768 nt
Organism: Rhizophagus irregularis DAOM 181602=DAOM 197198
Lineage: Eukaryota; Fungi; Glomeromycota; Glomeromycetes; Glomerales; Glomeraceae
Source: RefSeq, a predicted model, not a curated record
AAUCAUUUAUUUAUUAUGCUAAUAUCGUUACACCUGAUGCAUAAUCUUAGUAAAAUAUUUAUAUAAACACCGCGCAAUUCUUCUAAAAAAAUUUAAAGACCUUCUAUCUAGAUUAAAGAGUACAAAAAUCUUAAAUUUCCUAAUCAUACUUAUUAUAAUUUGUCUUUUGAUAUUGAACAACAUGAAUUCAAAUAACCAAAAUACACAAGAUUAUUAUAAUUUAUCAAUGGAUCAAACUGGAAAUAGCUCCGCUCCUCAAAAUAAUAAUGAAAAUAAUCAGCAUACUUUAAUUAACAAUGUUGGUGUAUCUGAUACGAAUUUAAACACCUUGCACAUUAAUAGUAUUAAUCCUACAAUUCUUGUGCCUCAUAAUACUACUUUUGAAUUUUACUUUCCCUCACCAAACGAUGCACGUAUCUAUCACGUUACUUAUCAGUAUACCGAAUUACACCCAUUAGAAAAUGCGAGACUCCUGAAUGAUAGAAUUAAUCUAUCUCACAUUCCUGAUUAUCAGUUGCCGCAUAAUUAUAAUUUACAAUCUCUAAUUCAACAACAGAUUCAACAACAAGUCCAUCAUCCUAUUGUUUAUCAACAAAACAACACUCAACAACAACCUUUCGACACUACUCAACCUAUUUCCCAAGUAUACUCAAAUAAUGACACCUACAAUGCAGCAACGCAAGAUAUGGGAGAUACGGGAUUCCAGAAUUCUCCUUAAUGGAUAUUUAAUGGUUUUGCGAAAAUUGAACGGCCUUUAUCGCAUUGUUC